GAAUGCAGCAUAACUAUCACGCUGACAGUGUUAUUUCUGAUGUGAGAAGCGUCACGUCAGUCAUUAAAGUCGCUUUUUUAUUAUUAAGUUCCCCCCCAUUAUUUUGUGUUAUUUGCGUAUGAAAAUGAAAACGCCAGGAGGGACUUUUGUAAACGUCGAGGUGACUGUUCCAGCCAUCUCUGGCGCUGCAAACAACUCUGAUUAACAGGCCUGAAGCCAUGCCUCGGUCCACAGUGUGGCUGUGAGUCCGUGCACACGUGACUUUGGCUGGGUUACUUGUCGGCAAAGCUGCCGCUUUAGCGGACUUCCUCCGGAUCCGUAAAAGACCUGGGUUGGAGACAUGCAUGGUUCAUCGAGACAAGACUUUGUAUCUAUAAGCUUUGACGGGCAAGGAAGCAGCAGUUACAACAACAGCAAGCAGUGGAGGAGGCAAUCUUGUUGGAGGAAAUGGAAGCAGUUGUCCAGGUUGCAGCGUUGCCUGUUGCUCUUCAUUGUAGUCCUCCUAGUGAUUUGUGGACUUGCAUCCUAUCCUUCUCUUACCAAACACCUCAAAGGCCUUACGAGUGGAGACCAGGAGACAGAAGGAGGAAGUACCAGUAUCCAGAGGCCUGUGGUUCCUCAUUUGCUACCUGAGCCUAUUAAACAGAUUCAACCAGCGCUGACAGAAACACUUUCCCAGAGGCGAUUACCUAAUAAGAGAGGACCACCUGUCCUGCAGAAUCGCCUUCAGAAGAGAGGAAAUGCUUCAGAUACGCUGAUGGACGAUGUGGCUGACGGCAAAAAAGAAGACAGAGAUGAGGGCGCCAUCAGGUGGCGUGGGACAGUAAUAGACGCAAACCGAGCUGUAGAGGAUGUCAAAGAUGGGGAAAAUAAGGAUUCACCUACUAAUCAACGAGCCAAAUUACCCAAAGACGCAGACACUAGCCGGCUGGAAGCCGUGCGUGAUGCUUUCAGACAUGCGUGGAAGGGCUAUAAAGACUUUGCUUGGGGUCAUGAUGAGCUAAGGCCCAUCUCCAAGUCCUACAGUGAGUGGUUUGGCCUUGGUUUGACCCUGAUUGAUGCCCUGGAUACCAUGUGGAUUCUUGGGCUGAAAGCAGAAUUUGAAGAAGCAAAGGCGUGGGUCGCCACAGAACUCAGCUUCAACAAGAAUGUUGACGUCAACUUGUUUGAAAGCACCAUCCGCAUCUUGGGAGGCCUGCUCAGUACCUACCACCUGACUGGAGACGGUCUGUUCCUGGAAAAGGCUAAGGAUAUUGGCUCCAGACUGAUGCCAGCCUUCAACACUCCGUCUAAGAUCCCGUACUCUGACGUGAACAUUGGGAAAGGUACAGCUCACCCCCCUCACUGGACCUCCGACAGCACUGUGGCCGAGGUUACAAGCAUCCAGCUGGAGUUCAGAGAGCUCAGCCGCCUCACCCAGGAUCCACAGUAUCAGGCUGCUGUGGCUGAGAUCAUGAGACAGGUUCACAUGGUGGGGGGGAAGCAGGAUGGGCUGGUGCCCAUGUUUAUCAACACUAACAGCGGCCAGUUCACCCACCAGGGCGUCUACACCCUGGGCGCUCGGGCCGACAGCUACUAUGAAUACCUGCUGAAACAGUGGAUCCAGGGAGGCAAGAAAGAGAACCAGUUCCUGGAGGACUAUCUGCAGGCAGUAGAGGGCGUGAAAAAGAACCUUUUGCAGAAGUCGUCACCUAACGGGCUGACUUUUGUCGGGGAGCUGUCACAUGGACACUUCAGCCCUAAAAUGGACCAUCUCGUGUGUUUCCUGCCAGGGACUCUGGCCCUUGGUGCUCAUAGUGGCCUACCUGUGGACCACAUGGUUUUGGCCAAACAGCUCAUGGAGACGUGUUACCAGAUGUAUGUCCAGAUGGAGACAGGCCUUAGUCCAGAGAUCGUCCACUUCAACAUGCACCAUGGCAGCACCCAGGAUAUAGACGUAAAGCUUGCAGACAGGCACAACCUCCUCCGACCAGAGACUGUGGAGAGCCUCUUCUACCUGUACAGGUUUACCAAGGACCAGAAGUACCGUGACUGGGGCUGGGAGAUUCUCCAGAACUUUAACAAGUACACCAAGGUUUCCACGGGAGGAUACACAUCCAUCAACAAUGUGCGUGAUCCCGACUACCCAAGCCCCAGAGACAAGAUGGAGAGUUUUUUCCUGGGGGAGACCCUGAAAUACUUGUUCCUGCUUUUCUCUGAUGACCCCGACCUCAUCAGCCUUGACCAGUAUGUGUUCAACACUGAAGCUCAUCCUCUGCCAAUAUGGCCCGCCUCUUAAGUGACACGUGCACGUGCACAUGCAACCGCAGCAAGCGUCUCAGGGUUUGCCGACCAUCUUCGUACAUGAUAAUUCCUUCUUACUCUCAACAACAAAAAUCCCUCAAUGGAACAAGCCGCUCAAAACAUGAUGAUUCAUGCUGUGAUUGUUGUGAAGCCUCGAUGAUUUAAGACUGGACCAGUUUUGUGGACUGAAGAAACAACCGAAUGUCUGCCCUGAUAAUACAAACCUGACUGUGACUUGAAUCUAAGCCAUCUUAUUCAUGUGAAUGAUGACACAAGUGAGGUUUUUCCAAGAAACGUUUUUUUUGUUUUUGUUUUUAAGUUGAUAGUGAUAUUUUUAUAAAGCAGCAAGUAGCUGAAAUAAAUAUUGCCCAGUCGGUGAAAAAAA
Molecule: messenger RNA, 2668 nt
Organism: Thalassophryne amazonica
Lineage: Eukaryota; Metazoa; Chordata; Actinopteri; Batrachoidiformes; Batrachoididae
Product: endoplasmic reticulum mannosyl-oligosaccharide 1,2-alpha-mannosidase-like
Exons: 15
Coding region: 341-2278 (645 amino acids)
Biological process (GO): carbohydrate metabolic process; N-glycan processing
Cellular component (GO): membrane; endoplasmic reticulum
Molecular function (GO): mannosyl-oligosaccharide 1,2-alpha-mannosidase activity; calcium ion binding
Source: RefSeq, a predicted model, not a curated record